ACUGUCAUUCACAGAUCCGUCUGUCGUGGCCAGAUUUCAACCCCCACGAGCAUCAGCCGUAUAAAAGUACCGCAGCUUGCAGCUCUCAGGGCAAUUGCGCUUUACCCGGCUAACAGAAACAGUACUUGCACUUGCAUCAAUUACGGAGAACAGUAUGACACCGGUAAAAUACGUGCUGAUCUUACUUGUGAUGCUGGGAAUCACCUACCAAAUACUGGGAACAACUGAAGAUUCUUAUAGGAAUCUGUUGGGGUUGAAUCUUCCAUACGGCAGAGGAAUGAAUAAUGAUUUACAAUUUGCAAGACUGCUGAUGUUGCCACCCUGCCUCUGUCAUUCUAAACGCAACUCUGAACUCAUAAACUCGCUGCUAGGUCUACCGAAAAAUAUGAACAACGCUGGAAAGUAAAAUUGCUGAAAUUCUUUGAUAAUGAAGCUACGCUUUAUCGAAUGUAUACAUUUCAAAGAAUCUUUUAAGCCUAUAAUGUAUUAAACUCAAUAAACUCAAUAGAAU
This is a messenger RNA of Bombus impatiens (common eastern bumble bee), 511 nucleotides long. It is a transcript of the gene Pdf, whose product is annotated as pigment-dispersing hormone peptides. Gene Ontology annotation, molecular function: hormone activity. Gene Ontology annotation, cellular component: extracellular region. The transcript has 3 exons. Bases 155 to 406 code for a protein of 83 amino acids. NCBI's taxonomy places the organism in Eukaryota, Metazoa, Arthropoda, Insecta, Hymenoptera, Apidae. Gene Ontology annotation, biological process: response to light stimulus. The record is from RefSeq and is a predicted model, not a curated record.